UACGGUUAUAGUUAAACACUUGACAAUAUUGAGGUAAAUCUUCAGUGAAUAAAAUAUAAUUAAGCGUUAAGGAACGAGAUUAAAAUGAGUUUAAACAUAAAAACGGGAGCUUACUGGGAAAGAAGUGAUCAAAAAGAGGAAGAUGAUCCGAAUUUCGGUGAAUCCAAAUUAUUCCUAAAUCGUCAUGCCAAUCGUGACUUUAAAAUAAAUGAAAUAGUCAGAAAAAAGGCGUACAAAGAGUUUCUCGAACAAGAAAAGAAGGCGAAAGAAGGUGGUGACGCCGGAGAAGAUACUAAAGAUGGAGAAGGUGGUAAUGAUGAAGAAGAAAAGGAAAUUGUUCAGGAACUUGUUGUUGAAGAGGAAGAAGACGAAGCUACAAAGAGAAAAAGAAGAAAGGAAGAGCAGGCAUGUACCAAGGAAGAGUAUGCAGUUGCCAAACACCUACGUUUCAACACACCUGCUCACACAGGCCGACUGGCCGGCAUGACAGUUAAAUGCUUUAUAGCAUCUGAUGCCGUGAACUGCCUUUUAGAUUCAAAAUGGUCAAAGGGGAAAGCAAACCCAGACUCUGAGAUUACAUUUACUGAUAGAAAAAGCUGUGUUCAAUUUCUUAAUAGGUUUAUACAGAAAGGUCUUUUUCAUAGAGCUGAUAAAGUAGAAUCUAAACGAGACAAAGAUAAGAAGAAAAAGAAGAAAGAUGUUGAAGAAAAGGAAAAAGAAAAAGAGAAAGAAAGUGAUAGCAAGAAAAGUAAAAAAUCUAAGAAAGUAACAGAGAAAGAGACAAAAGAAGAGGAGAAAAAAGAAGAAAAGAAAAAAACAGAUAAAAAAGAAGUAAAAUUAAAGAAAUUUAAAUUGAACAUGAGUGAUGACCAGAGAUUUGUUGAUGGUAAUUCUAUAUAUGUUUGGAUAUAUGAUCCUAUACACCCUAAGACAUUCUUCAUGGGAUUUCUUAUGUUACUGGGAGCUAUUGCAUUAUGCUUGUUUCCACUCUGGCCAGACUGGAUGAGAGUUGGAGUUUACUACGCAAGUUUACUGGGUGCUAGCUUUGUUGGUUUUAUGCUUUUCUUAAUAGUUUUACGAGUCAUCAUUUUCUCAUUAGUGUGGAUGGUAACGCUGGGUAAACAUCAUUUAUGGAUCUUCCCAAAUUUAACGGAAGAUGUCGGUGUUAUAGAAUCAUUCAAACCACUAUAUAAACAUGACAUUUACCCACCCCCAGAGAUCGAGAAAGAAAUGGAAAAAGAAAAGAAGGAACAAGAGGAAGAAGGUGAUUCAGAAAAUGAGGAAAAUAAAGACAAUGAUUAUGAUAUGGUUGAAUCAAAAGAAGACACAAACGAGGAAGAAAGAACAGGGGAGGAAAGCGAAGAAACAGAACAGCAGUGAAUAUAAAUUAUGUUUAAUGCAAGGGGGGUGAGGGAAUAGCAAGGUUUAUUGUAAAAUAAGUUUUCACGGUAUUUUUCUGGGAAUGGAAAAAAACCAUGGGAGGUUGAUGGAUUGUCUAUGAUUUUAAUUCCUUUGGGGGAGUGUAAUAGAAUAGCUGUGACAAUAGUUUUGAGAAUAAACUUAUGAAGGAGUGACUUAUUUUUUACAGUUUAAGAGUCUGAAAAAAAGAUAUGCUAUACAUGGUCUCAGUCAAACAUAUUUGAGCCGUGUCACGACAAAACCAACAUAAUGGGUUUGCGACCAGCAUUCGCGCAGUCUGAUCAGGAUCCAUGCUGUUCGCUUACAGACCCUAUAACAAGUAAAGAAACUGAUAGCGAACAGCAUGGAUCCUGAUCAGACUGCGCGGAUGCACAGGCUGGUCUGGAUCCAUGCUGGUCGCAAACCCGUUAUGUUGGUUUUGUCGUGACACGGCUCAUUUUAAUGUUUUGAUGGUUUUGAAAACAUAUUGAAUGCAAUAUUUUUCUACUACUUGCCAUAUCUCACAUUCAUUUUUGUUUUUAAUCUGCUGAAUCACUAUGCCUAUACUAUGUGACGUUUUGUGGUCUGCAUGGGGCAGAAAAUCAACACAAAGGCAGUUUAGGUAAUACACUUUUGUAUAUUUAUAACAUUUAAGAUACAAGAAUUUUAUGAGUUUUAAUUAGAUGAAACAAAGAUCCCUCUCAUUAUAGCGAAUAGCUCAUACAUAGAAUGUGUUUAAAGCAAAAUAGCAGUAUUUUCUACUGAAAGUGAAACUGUCCAUUCACGUAUUCAUUGGUUUUCUGUCCAACACAGAUCACAAAAAAAAAUCAUGUGGUAUAGGCAUUGUGUGAAUUGUGUAUUGAAUUUGACCCGGCUUUUAAUUUCCAGCAGUCCAUUUGAAUGUAAUGGGCUUUCAGUUAUGAAAUAUGAAAAAUCGAAGCUACAAAUAUGACAUAGAAAAGAGCUUGGUCUGACUCCACAGACUUGCAGGCUGUUCCUGGCUCUAUACUGGUGUCAAAGGCUAAUAUUCAGCAGUUUCACAUUUUUCAUUCUGUAUGCUAGAUUCCAGAAUUUUUUAAACGGAAAAAUAGUGACAUUUUAAUAGUUCUGUUGAUGAAGUCAAAACUGAAAGAAUCCACUGAACUCUGCUUUUAAUUUUGUUAGUCAAAUUUUUGUUGUUAAGACAGUUUUAAAUUACAUUGUGUAUAUGUAAAGAACAGUGUACAUUACUUCUGUCAUUGAAAAUGAUUUUACAAAAAAAGAAAUCUCAAUAUUUAUUGUUAUGUUUGCUUUAAAAAAAGGAUGGGUUUACAAACAGUAGAUGGGAUCUCAGCUUUGGUGUUAUUUUACAAACUCCUCACAGUGAUUACCUCCCUUGGCAGAUUGUAAUCUCUGUACUGAUAAGGGGAGAUCACUGUGAAGGAGAUUGGCUAUUUUUCUCUCCAAGAGAUGGGGUUGAUUAUUUAUAUAUAUAAUUAUUUAAAGACAAGAAAGUGCUUUGAGGCAAACUUUUCCAUGACAUGGUUAAUAUGUUGUUUUUUUUUACAAUUUUCUUCUCAAAUCCAUAUAACUAUUUUUGACUUACGCUUCUUGGGAUUACUUUUUUAUGCUCUAGUUUUACUGAGUAAAUUGGUUUUCAAAAAAAGUUGUAAGGGGUAAUUUUUUCAUUGGAGCAAAUCAAUGAUUGAUGGAGGUUUUAUUUACAUUUAAAAGAGUUUUAUUUUUCAGUAAUUUGUUAAUGCUUAGUUUUUUUUGUUUUGUUUUUUUUGUGGUCAAAGAGCUAUAUUAGAUUAAAGUAGUCUAAACUUUUAAGAAGUCGUGUUUCUUUUAUUUUAUGGAUAAGCUUCUAAAAUUCUAAAAGUUUUUUUUAUGGACCAAAGAGGUUUUAGCCUUUAAAAUGUUCUAUUUGUGGAUUAAAGUGGCAUGAUUUUUUUUCAAUUGCAUUUUGGAUUACUAGUUAAUGGUACACAUCUUUAAAACAUUUAAAAAACAAUAUUAUGGAUUAAAUUGGUUUAAACUUUUUUUUAAUAGAUUAUAGAUUUUUAUUAUUCAAGCAGUCUGAAGUUUCUAACCAUUAAAACACAUCCAAGGAGUCUGGUCAUAAAUAUUGUAGGAGUAAACAUGGGGGAUAGAAAAUAUGUUCUCAUUUCAUAAGAUAAAGUGAUUAUUUAAAUGGGGACCAACCAAGUUAAUGGCAAAUGUGUAUUGUACAACUAACUUGUGUCAAGUUGGUAUAUCAGACUGUUAUGUUGUCAUAGAGUUUUGUACUUUUUGUGUGUGAAUGUAUUCUAGGCUUAAUGAGGGUCCAUCUGCCCUUUCAGGCACUGAGAGUAAGGACCCCAGACAUGUCACCAUUCAUGUCCUAUACUUUUGUGUGUGAAUGUGACAUGUUUAAAACCAUUAAAUGCUUCCAUCUUAAAGGAUGGAAAAAUUGUACAUGUUACUUUUAUGAUUUUAUUUAUUGCUUAAACUGAAAAUGACGAUUGUUCUUCACUUAGGUGAUCCAAAUAUUUUGGUUGCUGACCACUAAUUAAGUAAACACUGUAUCAUGUGAUGAAUUUAGUCAAGCUUUUACAAGAUAUUGACUUGGGAGUUAAGAGAAUAUAAUAUUUUUUAAGAGAGGGUUUCACACAAUAUCUUAACCAAAACCUGCUGAAUUUCAUUGAUUGCUUUGAGUUCAGCUUCCAUUUAUAGAGCUUUCUCUACUUAUCUAAUUCGCUUAAAGGAAAACUUUUGAGCUGUGUCACGACAAAACCAACAUAAUGUGUUUGCGUCCAGCAUGGAUCCAGACCAGCCUGCGCAUUCGCGCAAUCUGAUCAGGAUCCAUGUUGUUCGCUUACAGACCCUAUAACAAGUAAAGAAACUGAUAGCGAACAGCAUGGAUCCUGAUUAGACUGCGCUCAUUUUUUUUUUACCAUGGAAUGAUUACAUGAUCUACCAUAAGACUAAUAAUCUUUGAAUUAAACCACAACUAUCCAACCACAAACCAACAAACAAACCACAAACAACCAAUUUAUCAGGGAAAACGAACACUUGUUUUGGUGAAAUUUAAUUUUUCUCUGGACUUCAAGUGACCAUUUAAAUGAUGAAUUGCUAAGUAAAACACAAAAACUAAUUUAACCAAUCAUCAUUUUUCAAAUGAUGGCAAUUAGGAAUACCUUGGCGAUAGAAAAAAAGAAAAUUACAGAGAUUAUUGUUACGAAGCAUUUCAUAUAUAUAUUAUGGAUAUAUAUACUUUAGAGUCAUUGCGUAAAUAUUUUUAUGAUUAUUUGUAUUUGUUUUUGGACACAUUGAAAUGUUAUUGAGAAGUUGUUGAUAUACAUUUGUCAUAUUUGGUUAUUAAACAAGAUCUGUGAAAAAAAAA
This is a messenger RNA of Ruditapes philippinarum (Manila clam), 4762 nucleotides long. RefSeq names its product translocation protein SEC62-like. Lineage: Eukaryota; Metazoa; Mollusca; Bivalvia; Venerida; Veneridae. The coding region runs from base 85 to 1380 and encodes 431 amino acids. The transcript is spliced from 9 exons. Gene Ontology annotation, biological process: post-translational protein targeting to membrane, translocation. The record is from RefSeq and is a predicted model, not a curated record. Gene Ontology annotation, cellular component: endoplasmic reticulum membrane; endoplasmic reticulum.